Molecule: messenger RNA, 1535 nt
Organism: Aspergillus candidus
Lineage: Eukaryota; Fungi; Ascomycota; Eurotiomycetes; Eurotiales; Aspergillaceae
Exons: 1
Coding region: 233-919 (228 amino acids)
Source: RefSeq, a predicted model, not a curated record
UGGAUUCUUCACAAUUCUUUCUCUCUAGUGGGUGCCUCUACCAUCUUCUCCUGACACCAUUGAUCAGUCUAAAGCAGACAGCUCGAGGAAGAAACGGUGCAAUGUCCGAAUCUACUUGCAGUCCAACCCGAUAAUCCCAUACUAUCCCCUUCCUGAAACACAUACACGUCGCUCUAGUGAACCAUACUGUGAUGGGACAUCUUUCUUCGAGUCGGGACGAAGUUGACGUGACAUGACAACCAUCUUCAACAACACGGGAUUUGUGCCCAUGGCAUCCCAUCCGGCCACGGCAUCAAGCAGCUACCAGCAAACGAGGCCGUCCAGUUCCUUCUCUGGCCCGCGUGUUCAGCGAGAUACACACCCAGAAGAACCCAUUCCGACCGAAGAUGCCUCCACGGCGGAUUCCAACCCCGGGCCCGAUGCCCACCCGCACGUGUUCACGCCUUAUGCGAUAGAGGAGCCAGAGGACGAGGAGAAGGAAGACGCAGCCAUGCAGCGGCCUUCUCUCCACAGGCUCCCAGCUCUGAUGGAGCUGCCAUGGGCGAAUGUCGACUAUGACCAGGGAGAAUUAGUCCACUCCAUGGAGGACCUCCGUUGCGACUCCGACUACAGCGAUUGCUGGCUACACGGCAAACUUCACCGGGGCAAGAAGAGAAAGCCUACCCGGCCGUCCCGGCAAAUGUCGGGUGAAACAGCCCCGGAUACACGGGGCGGUGUGUCCGGUUUCAGCCCAAAGAAACGGCGCAGGAGCCUACGAUCCGGAGAAGAUGUGGAUAUUGAGCCACUGUCUUCUCAGAUGUCUGAAUCAAAUGAGUCGGUAUCUUCUGGCAGCGGGAAUUCCGAUUACCCGUCGUCUGAUGUCAGCAGUGUCAAUGCGCCGGACGACUCUGCUGCGCCUGAUCAGAUGGACAUCGACUGAGGUUACUAUUCCGAUACAUCUCUUGCUAUCUACCUCGUUGUACCGAGUGCCUCACAUAGCUGCCCGGUUGCAUUCUCCAUUACUCAAUUAUGCGAGGAUGAUGCAUCACGUUGUCCGCUCUGUCAAAAAAGCGAAGACAGCUCGCGCUCGGUUCAAUGGCUAAGUAGGGGCCGUGGAGAUGGUAUCAGAAAUCGACGUGCUUCCAACCAGCUGGAGCGGCAUGGGAUAUUGGAUCCCAUAUCUUGUUGCCAUCAACACCAUCACAUCAGGCGACAAUGGCCAACGGAUGGUCAUUGCAACGCAAUCUAUGCGGUGCAGAUGGCUGGGAAGGCAGUAGAUAGACUCCGUUCUAGGCCGGACACAGCCAACUACUAAAAACCCAACACCAAGCUAUCUAGACCACGGGAAAGGCGCAGGCCGUCCACCCAAUAAACCAAAUAAAACCUCCUACAUGUAACCCAAAGCAAGUAAACCGCAUACCCUAAACCCCAACGGGAAAUACACACUGCUACUCUGACGGCGUUGGGUCUGGCCGGAAGAACCUCAGCGGUGACGUCAUGCACUCCUCAUUGCGGCCACAGAAGAUGAAACCCGACCGGUUAUAACAGGAAUCCCA